ACCCACUCGACCGUCGACGUCGGUAUGCUCCUUUCGCGACCCUGAGCUAUCUUCCCGCCGCGUUCUGGAUUGAUCGCGCGCUCUUCAUGUGACACGUCGGCAAGAUGUUGUUCGCAUUCGCGCUGCUGCCGCUCAUUUCAUUACUAUCUCUCGGACACGCCUACCAGGCCCUCGAGGAUGAGACGCUCAAACACCUACCCGGGCCGGGCGAUGACUUCGACAUAAAGAAGGGCUCGAUACUGGCGCCCAUCUUGAUCCCCAGAGUCUCGGGGACAGACGGCAAUGCCCUUGUUCGCCAGCAUUUUCUGAAUUUCUUCAAGUCGCAGCUGCCGGAAUGGAGGAUAGAGAUGCACAACUCGACGUCGACGACGCCGGUGAGCAAAGGCAAGGAAGUGCCGUUUGUCAAUGUUAUUGCGACACGCGACCCACCGGGCAGCUUUCAGGGGGAUGUUUCGCGCCUGGCCUUGGUCGCGCAUUAUGACAGCAAGUAUACACCGAAAGGCUUCAUUGGAGCCAUCGACAGCGCGGCCCCAUGCGCCAUGAUCUUGCACAUCGCUCGCAGCAUCGACGCGGCGCUGACAAAGAAGUGGGCUGCGGCGGACCCGGACGACUUUAACGUGGAGCACAAGGGAAUGCAGAUCCUGUUGCUCGACGGCGAGGAGGCCUUCAAGACCUGGACCGACACGGACAGUCUGUAUGGCGCGCGAGCUCUCGCCGAAGACUGGGAAUCCACUUUCCACGCCGCGUCCUCGAUAUACCGCACCCCGCUCGAUUCGAUCGAUUUGUUCCUGUUGCUCGACCUCCUUGGCUCCAAGGGCCCAAAUGUACCGUCCUACUUCAAGACCACGCACUGGGCAUACAAGCACAUGGCGACGGCCGAGGCACGCUUGCAGAAGCUGGGCUUGAUGAAAUCUUCUCCAAAUCACGAGUCCAAGAUGGCCAAGCGCAAGGACAAGAAACCCCGCGCCGAACGCCCCUUCCUUCCUGACGCGAACAAACAAAACGAUGCUUUCAUGGGCGGCUUCGUGCAGGACGACCACGUUCCCUUCAUGGCGCGCGGCGUGGAGAUCCUGCACAUGAUCCCAACUCCCUUUCCAAGAGUGUGGCACACAAUCGAAGACGACGGAGAGCACCUAGACAUGGACACGGUAGAAGACUGGACAAAACUCGUCAUGGCAUUUACCGCAGAGUGGAUGGAGCUAGAGGGCUUCUUCGACUUCAAAGCGGAGAAGCGGGAGGUGGGUGCCGAGAAAUCGGAACUUGAGAUACCCUAGACCCUUACGAAUCAAUUUUUCGAGCAUACCACCAAAGUGAUACAAUGCGUUGUGCCUUGUGUUUACGCUUACCUCGAGUUGCACACUGACUGAUACUGACACGGAC
Messenger RNA from Alternaria alternata, 1380 nucleotides. Its product is annotated as glutaminyl-peptide cyclotransferase precursor. NCBI's taxonomy places the organism in Eukaryota, Fungi, Ascomycota, Dothideomycetes, Pleosporales, Pleosporaceae. The transcript is spliced from 3 exons. The record is from RefSeq and is a predicted model, not a curated record. Bases 105 to 1274 code for a protein of 389 amino acids. Gene Ontology annotation, molecular function: glutaminyl-peptide cyclotransferase activity; zinc ion binding.